Molecule: messenger RNA, 853 nt
Organism: Saccoglossus kowalevskii
Lineage: Eukaryota; Metazoa; Hemichordata; Enteropneusta; Harrimaniidae
Molecular function (GO): nucleic acid binding
Source: RefSeq, a predicted model, not a curated record
UGCCAUACAGCUUACAUACGGGAAGGUACGAUAGCGUAUGUAAACAGUAAUGCUCAGCAGGUGCAUUGUUGCCAGCAACAUCCCAAGAAACGCCACGGCUGCUCGUCUCAGAGCCUACUUCCAGGAAAAACAAAAUGGCGGUGGUGAUGUGACUAAUAUAGUUUAUCCACUGGAGUUUGAAGACAGCGAUACCGCCGUCGUCACGUUCUCUGACGAAAAUAAGGUCGAUUCUGUUGUGAAAAUUACACAUGUUUUUCAUGGAUGUAUUCUAAGCGUACGCCCGCUUUUACUUAAAAGCAAGGUUACAUCGCUUCCAACAGAGUCAAGAGUGAGUCCAAAGAGGGCGCUAUCACCUACUACGUCGACGAAUCAAAACGGAGGACAAGGACCAAUAGUGCCCAGCAAUGUGUCAGACCCCGACAUUAAUAUAAAUGAACGUUGCUAUCCAAUGACCAGCGAGUAUAUCAAAAUUACAGCUCGAAUGAGUACAGGGGGAAGGAGAAAAGGACACGUAAACGUGGGUCAUAAAAUACACGAGGAUGAAAAUUCAUGUUCAAAGCGACCUCUAAAUACUGAUGCGUUAUCUGUACAUAAUGAACGUACACAAAUUACACCAGCUGAGCGAACAUAUACAGUCAGUAAAAUAGGACACUGGAGGCGACAGAGAACUUGGUGUAAACCGCGACAUAACCUGUCUUGUCGAGACGAGCCCCACAGGACAAAAUCAGCCACCAGAUCGCACGACUACAUUAAACGUACAGCGAGAAUGAGCACUAGUGGGAAAUUGCACAAGAAGCCAUCCAAAUUUGUUCACAUGAAAUUUGAAACGCCCCAAAAAUUUAGCUCGAUGUGA